Molecule: messenger RNA, 814 nt
Organism: Vombatus ursinus (common wombat)
Lineage: Eukaryota; Metazoa; Chordata; Mammalia; Diprotodontia; Vombatidae
Product: ras-related protein Rab-6B-like
Molecular function (GO): GTP binding; GTPase activity
Source: RefSeq, a predicted model, not a curated record
CCAGGGGGCGGGGAGGGGGACAGCGGUGGCUGGGACAGCCAGGGGUGGGGGCAGCGAUGGCCGGGGCAGCCAGGGGGCGGGGAGGGAGAAGGGUGAAGGACUGGAACAGUGGAAAGGAUUGGGGCAAAGAGUGAGGGAGCAGAGGAGGGGAGAGUCAUCGUCUCCCCCCCACACAGCCCAGCUGCUUCUCUCGCCAACAGUAGGGAAGACUUCACUCAUCACCGGAUUCGUGUAUGACAGCUUCACAACACCUACCAGGUCCAUGUACCUGGAGGAUCGUUCAGUCAGGCUGCAGCUCUGGGACACUGCGGACCAGGAGCGUUCCCAAAGCCUCGAUCCCAGCUCCACCCGGGAUUCCACUGCUGCUGUUAUUGUUUAUGAUAUUACACAUCUCAACACCUUCUAUCAGACAAGCAAGUGGAUGGAUGAUGUUCGGGCAGAACGAGGUGGUGACAUCAUCAUCAAGUUGGUAGGGAACAAGAAUGACCUGAGCCACAAGAGGCAAGUAACGUCAGAGGAGGGAAAACAAAGAGCCAAGGAAAUGAAUGUCAUGUUUGUUGAGACAAGCGCCAAAACUGGACACGAUGUCAAACAGCUCUUCCAGCAAGUGGCUACUGUACUUCCUUUCAUGAAGAGUGUCUCAGGUCAAAGCAAAGGUGAAAGCAUCCUGUUUCCCAGCCCAGUGAGGGGCCAAGGAGGGAGGGAGUGGGCAGGGAGGCACACAAGGCUCCUUGGGCAGGGGCAGGGAGCUGAAAAGAUCAGAGUUUUGGCACCCAGGGAGGAGGAGAAAAUAGAACUGACUUUACUCAUUUGA